Mesorhabditis spiculigera is the source of this 1782-nucleotide messenger RNA. The record is from the annotation of a GenBank genome assembly. Lineage: Eukaryota; Metazoa; Nematoda; Chromadorea; Rhabditida; Rhabditidae.
AUGGCUGCCCCAGGCCGCCCAUUCGAGCCUUUGAUGCCUUCAACUAUAUUUGAUCGAGACCCAGACAUGGAUAUUUCGGAAGAAAUGGAGGAAAUUCGCGAGGUCCUCUACGCCCUCAUCAAAUCACAUUUCCCGAUGGGUGUCUCAUCUGCUCAUCUUGCUGAGAAGUAUCACGAGGAAUAUGUGGCUACUGGAAUGGGAAGAGAGCUGCCGCCUGAAUGGCUCGAGCAAGUUAUGGCAGCUGAAGAAUUUGAGACACAAAUUCGUGGUCCAUUGACGAUCCUUUUUGUCCGAUUGUCAAAUACCUCAUCCUUCCGGCGACCCCAUAUUCCGGUGACAAAUAUGCGAAUCAUCGCGUCCGGUAAAGAGACGGCCAAUUAUCCAUUGGAAUCCGAGAAGCCCUCACCUCCCCUACCAUCGGCUAGAAAGAGCCCCCGAGACAUCGCCACACAGCUCGAAUCCAGCGUACUUGACAACCAAUGGGUACUACCAAUGAAAGUGCACAUCAGCCAUAUAAAUUCCCCCAACGAUUUCUACAUCAUAUCGUCGGACCCAAAAAGACAAGAUGAACUGCGGGGGCAGUUGAAUGACUACUACCAAAAGAACGACGAGGGAACAAGGGUCGAGCUACAUGAAGUAUGUGUCAAUGGGGCGUAUGCUGUGGUGGAUGAAAAUGGGGAUUGGCAUAGGGUCAUUAUAUUGUCAUGUGAAAGUGGAGGGAUGGCCAAGUGCUCUUUCGUUGACAAUGGUCGUUCACUCACCGUUCCAGUUGACAAGAUUCGCUUUUUGUCGUGCCCACAGAUGGUCACUUCUUCCCUAGCAGCCCGAUGUUCGUUGGACAUUCCACAAGACCACGCUCAAGCAAAAACAGAUGCGUUCAAGAAAAUGGUAACCGACGCUGGUGCACCAAUCAUCGUUAAGGCCGCACUAAUCGAGAAUGUCAAAUCAUUGCGAACCAUCAAGCUCACUCUGCUCGAUGACAAAAAUGUGAAAGACGCGCUUUUGAAAAGCGGAUCGACAGAAAAAGAAAAUAGAAGCCCGCCAAGCUCUCAACCUGGCACUCGACCCACAUCCACAACAUCCCUCAGCCUCACCGCACCACUACUUAAUUUUGUGGAUGACCCGGAAAUUCAGCCCAUGAGCGUCCAAGAAAUGCCAGCAACCACGUUCUAUUCCCACGCCCUAUUCGCUGCCGGUCCAGCCGAUAUAUCGAUGCGUCAGACGUCAAUGGACCCAAUGCCUGAUUACAUGUAUGAAAAACUGGCCGAAGAAUGCUCCCUGCCAGCGGCCGCUCUGGUGGAUAGCCCUGUCCCCGGCUCUUUUUACGGAGCGUUCAUCGAAGAACGCUGGGAACGAGUGAUUUGUGUGCGUGGUUCAAAAGUCGAUCCAGCCUCUUUUUGUGUGUACUUGGUCGACGUUGGAGCUUUUCACUACGUCCGUGGGGAGGCCAUGCGUCGGUUGAAUGCGAAGACACCCUUUAAAAAGAUGCUGAUGUUCAAGGCGAAGGUUGCUGGAAUUGUGCCAAUUGGUGGUGCUGAUGUAUGGAGUCGAGAGGCCCAUUUGGCCACUCGCGAGUUCUUCGAGGCAUCCCUUGGGGAGCAUGUCGAGGUGACUCCAAUUUCAUUUCCAAAAACGCCACGGACUGCAGAAACAAAGACCGCUUGGAAUAAGUGGAAACAACUCAAUGCUCCCACCGUCCCAGUCGUUGAAGCCCGGAUUUCGGUGGCUGGGCGCGAUUUAGCCGAUUGGCUGAUGGGCUGUGGCUUGGCCGUGCCCGCUGUA